Seminavis robusta is the source of this 2541-nucleotide messenger RNA. NCBI's taxonomy places the organism in Eukaryota, Bacillariophyta, Bacillariophyceae, Naviculales, Naviculaceae. The record is from the annotation of a GenBank genome assembly.
AUGAUGACCAGCAGGACGUCCUUAUUACCAGCUACUCCUCUGAAACUCCUGGUGACCGUCUGGUUGGGUAUUCUCAGCAGUAUUCAAGCAAGGCAAUGGCCACUGCGAGCUUCCAACAAGGACCAUGUUCCGGCUUCGUUUGAUUGUGAAAUGCGUAAAGCAGCCUAUGCCUAUGGGAAAAAGUUGAUUCCUCGGCAUGGAAAAUUUGAAGCCUUGUAUUGGGCAUUGGAUCUCAAGCAUUGCAAUGUGGACCUCUCGAAAGAUGAACAUGGCGAAUUGUUGACAAGGGAUGGAACAGCCACAAGUCGUCGUCACCUGAAGAGAAAAGGACACGAAGAAAUUGCCAGUAUCCCCCCAGAUGCCGUGUUUGUGGCAGUGGAUGGAACGGAUGAUGAUGUAGAUAGUGGCACACUUUCAAGUCCCUUUCAAUCCCUCCAAAAAGCUGUGGACUAUGCUGCCACACAUACGUCUUCCAAGCAUGUCAGGGUCCGAGAAGGAGUCUUUUAUUUGAAUCAAACACUGUUGUUGACACCUCAACACAGUGGACUGCAAAUUCUGGCCUAUCCAGGGGAAUCGCCCACGUUUAGUGGAGGUAUACCACUGCAAAUCAUUAACGAGUGGAAACCCUAUCAUCCUCCUAACAACAAGAACAAGACCAACAUUUGGGUGACAAGCCUGGGCAAUCAGCUGGACGGGGAAAUGCCGGGUCUUCAAAUCAACGGGGUCCGUUCCACCGUAGCCAGAUACCCCAACAUGGACGGUGGCAUUGAAGUCUCCUGUGGCUACGGCUGCAUGAUCCCCGGCAAUCAAGCUACUUGGGAUCCACCGAAGAACGCCAACAAACAAAAACAAAAGGUCGUGCACUAUACCGACUCGAACAAAACGCGAGCGCGUCCCAAUGGAGGAUGGUUUGAACACUACACCAUUGGCGUUCACGGUCCCUGCGAUGUCUACGAUCCUCCCGUCUCGUACUGGUGUUCCGAACAUCCGUCGGGAGGUGGCGCAUUUGCCUUUAUUACUCCUUCGGGCAUGACGCCCAAAGACGCGGCUGUACUACCCAAUGGACCCUAUUACUCCGACCAAAGUAUGCAAGAGGAUGCCCGCAUUUUUGUCUGGAGACCGGCCCGAUGGGCCAAUUGGAUGUUUCGUGUUGGCGCCUACAAUAAUCAAACCCAACACGUGACAUUUGGAGCCGGCGGCAAUCAGGGUGCGCGGGGAGAAAAACAAGGCGGGGACUGGUUUAUUGAGAAUUUACUGGAAGAGUUGGACAGUCCCAACGAAUUUUAUUACGACCCACGCACCCACAAAUUGUACCUCUGGUACAAUGGGACCGGAGCACCUCCACCGGAUACCGAAAUGGUCGUGCCACAGUUGCGCACACUGGUCAAUGCAACGGGGACCCAGUGGAAUCCCGUCGUGAACAUUACACUCCGGGGCAUUACGUUUCGAGCAACACGCUACACGUACAUGGAUCCUCACGGUGUUCCCAGUGGCGGGGAUUGGGCACUGGAGCGAAACGGAGCCGUCUUUUUGCAGGGGACGCGUCAAAUGACAUUGGAUCAAUGUACGUUUGAACGCCUCGAUAGCAAUGGAGUCAUGAUUUCGGGAUACAAUCGGAACACCACGGUCCAAAAUUGCGACUUUGCGUACAUUGGAGGCACGGCCAUGGCGUCGUGGGGAUACACCAAUGAAACCGAUACCGAUCCGGGAAGGCCCGGUGUCCACCUGCAGGGGGCUCCUGCGGCGGGAGUGGAUGGAACCGAUGGGGAACACCCCAAGUACAACACUAUUCAGGGGUGUACCGCACGAGAAGUGGGGCUCUACGAAAAACAGGCCAGCUUUUAUAUGCAAGCCAAGACGGCAUACUCGACAUUGACAGGAAAUGUCUUUUUCAAUGGGCCGCGAGCAGGGAUCAAUUUCAAUGAUGGAUUUGCAGGUGGAGAUGAACUCUACCACAAUCUCGUCUUUUCCACGUGUCGCGAAAGUGGCGAUCACGGCCCGUUCAAUAGCUGGGACCGCCAGCCCUUUUUGACGUACAAAGAUGGCUUGGAGGAACCUACCAUGUUUUCCGAAUGGCGCAGAAUUCAUCACAACUUUUUUAUCGACAACUAUUCACCACAAGAGAAUGUGGACAAUGACGACGGAAGCGCCCGCUUCCACACUCAUGACAACUUUUUCGUCUAUGGAGGCCAGGGCAUGAAGAACGACUUUGGAGGAUGCGACAAUUGGCACUAUCGCAAUAUCUAUGCGUAUGUUGGAAAAGCUAUUUUUAGCAUGAAACAGAUCAAAGGACACGAGGACCACUUUUUCGAGAAUCGAGUGAUCAUGACACAGGAAAACGUUGGUUCCUUCCAGUGUGACGGCGAUGGCGCUUUCGUCUUUGGCAACAACAGUUACUACACGGCAAGUGGGAAUGUUACGGAAUGCAAAAUGUCACUAGAGGAGUGGCAAAGGCACGGCAACGACCUGAACUCCACGUCCUCCGAGUACCCCAAAGACGACGAGAUUAUUCAUUGGGCAAAGAGCCUUUUGGGAUUCUAG